UAUGGCGACCCUCUCGUAGUGAUGGAGGCGCAUCGUUGACAACAAAACGAAACUGUAACUUUAUUAAUCUAUCUGUCCACUGACACAAGUUGGAUUUACAAUGCAAAAGAUCAAGUCUCUUAUGGGCCGGCAGGGCCUGAAAAGCCCCCAAGAAAGCAUGGCAGACCUCAGUCCUGUUGAGAACCUGAGGAUCCCAAGCAAGGAACUGGAGCGAGUGACUGCUUUACAGACCAACCUGCAGCUGGCAGCUGUCAUUUGCACUAAUGCAAGGAGGCAACUGAGCGUGUCGAAGGAAGAAUUCACAGAAGCCAGUUUGGGUCUAUUGGCCAAUCAGAGGAGGCGGCAACUGCUGACAGGCCUGCUUAAGUCACUGAGGACCAUCAAGACGCUGCAAAGAACAGAUGUAAGACUCAGUGAGAUGCUUGAGGAGGAAGACUAUCCAGGUGCAAUUCAGCUUUGUCUGGAAUGUCAGAAGGCUGCCAGCACCUUCAAACACUACAGCUGCAUCAGCGAAUUGAAUUCCAAACUACAAGACACUCUGGAGCAAAUCGAGGAGCAGCUCGAUGUCGCCCUGUCGAAGACUUGUAAGCACUUUGAUGUUUCGCACUACACCAAGGUCCAGCUGGCCUACACUUUGCUGGGCAAGACACAGACUGCUAUGGACCAGCUGCACAUGCACUUCACCCAGGCGAUCCACAACACAGUGUUCCAAGUGGUGCUGGGAUAUGUGGAGCUGUGUGCUGGCAACGCUGAUACCAAGUUCCAGAAGAUGCAGUAUAAAGACCUGUGCACGCAUAUCACCAUGGACAGCUACAUCCCCUGCCUGACGGAUCUGUGCAAGGCAUUGUGGGAGGUGAUGGUGAGUUACCACCGCACCAUUCAGUGGCACGAGGAGCAUGACAAACAGGAGACCACGACCGCUCCAGGUGACGCAGCAGCAGAGUCUGACGAGUCGGUGGUGGACCGCAGCUAUGUGAAGAAAAAGCUGGAGCAUGGACUGACACGGAUCUGGCAGGACGUCCAGUUGAAAGCGAAGGCCUACAUCUUGGGGACAGACAUGUCUAACUUCAAAUACGACGAUUUCAUUGUGGUGCUUGACGUCAUUAGCAGGCUGAUGCAGGUGGGUGAGGAGUUCUGCAGCAGUAAGUCAGAGGUCCUGCAGGAAUCUAUCAAACGGCAGAGUGUCAACUACUUUAAAAACUAUCACAGGGCACGACUGGAAGAGCUCAGGAUGUUUCUGGAAAAUGAGACGUGGGAACUCUGCCCAGUCAAGUCUAACUUCAACAUCUCCCAGCUCCAUGAGUUUAAGUUCAUGGGCCAGUGUCGUUCUCCGUCCGUUUCCCCGAGCAGACAGGCCGCGUCCUCGACCAGGCAGACUCAAGAGGAGCUGUCUCUGUUCCAGCAGUACCUUCAGGAAGGAAACCCCUUUGAGAUGCAUACUGAGCAAAAAGAGGACGAGACAGAGGACGUGCUGGCAUCUAACGGGUACGAGUCAGACGAGCUGGAGAAGAGUGUGUAUCAAGAUUACGACAGCGACAGCGACCCCGAGGAGCUCAAGCAGGACUUCGUUGACGAGCAGACGGGCGAUGCCCCCCUCAAGAGUGCGUCCCGAGAGACCAUCAGAAGCAAGAAAAAGUCUGACUACAACCUUAAUAAGACCAAUGCGCCGAUCCUCACCAACACCACCCUCAACGUCAUCCGUCUUGUCGGGAAGUAUAUGCAGAUGAUGAACAUUCUGAAGCCGAUCGCCUUCGAUGUCAUCCACUGUGUGUCGCAGCUCUUCGACUACUACCUGUACGCUGUAUACACCUUCUUUGGACGCAAUGACAUGCCUGUCCCAAGCCCGUCUUUGCCAAAUCAUGGUGGCAGAGAUGCGGGCCCUGCCAGGGUGGUGGGCCCUGCUUGUUUGUAUGAGUCAUCGGGUCUGGGCCUUAUCAGCAGCAGACUGAGAACCACACUGAACCGGAUCCAGGAGAGCCUCAUUGACAUGGAGGCAGUGGGGGAGAAUGCAGGAGUCCACGGCGCAGCAGAGGACAGGAAGGAGAAGGUGCCGAGCCCCCACCUCAGCCAACUGGUGGUCCUCACUAACAGUGGGACUCUUUAUGGGCUAGCACAGAGAGUGGUGGCCACUGAGUCUCUCGUGUUUCUGGCCGAACAGUUUGAAUCCCUCCAGUCCCACCUUGACACGAUGAUGCCUGCAGCCAAGAAGCCCUUCCUGCAACAGUUCUAUUCACAGGACCGAGCUCUGGACCUGGGGUGA
This is a messenger RNA of Cottoperca gobio, 2260 nucleotides long. It is a transcript of the gene vps50, whose product is annotated as VPS50 subunit of EARP/GARPII complex. Bases 101 to 2260 code for a protein of 719 amino acids. Gene Ontology annotation, biological process: retrograde transport, endosome to Golgi; endocytic recycling. Gene Ontology annotation, cellular component: EARP complex. Lineage: Eukaryota; Metazoa; Chordata; Actinopteri; Perciformes; Bovichtidae. Gene Ontology annotation, molecular function: SNARE binding. The transcript is spliced from 23 exons. The record is from RefSeq and is a predicted model, not a curated record.